UUUUUUAAUUUGGAAUAUACCUCCAGAGUCCAAGUGUUAAAAGCUUGGUCUCAAACCCCUGUCACUUUCAGGAGGUGGUGGCAGUGAGAGGUCUUCAGAUUGUAGAGGGCACACCCUUGACAAAGGUGGUAGGAUGCAGCCCUUUUCUGUCUCUUUUUCACUUUCUGUUCAUGAAGCUGGGAUUUUGCUUUGUCAUGCACUGCCACCUGUCCUUUGGAACUUUCUGGAGGUGAGCUAUUACUAGAGCAUGGAGACCGUGUGGUUGAAGUCAAUGGAGGGUUCAUUGGUGGAGGCAAUAUCCACAUUGAUGAUGAUGAAGCCAAUGUAGAGACCAGAAGCCAAUAAACUAAAUUUGCUCCCUUCCCCCGACUUUUACCAUCUGGUCUCAAGGACUCAGGUGGUGCUACAGAGAACAUAUCUGUCUAUCUGUGAGAGGAGCAGAGAACCUAACUCUAUAACCUUUUCUUUAUAAAUUAUUCCUAUUUGACAUGAUAUUUUAGGAAGUCUUUCAUAUCACAAGGUUUUAGGCAAGAGACCAGCUACUAGAGAGGGUUUGCUUCUCCCAAACUAUCUGUCCCUUGGGGGUGAACGUUAUGCAAGCAACUGGCCUUUGUCUAAUUGCUUUGAUAAGACACACAGCAAGAGCAACUUAGAGAAGGUGCAGUUCAUUUCGGCUCACAGUUCCAGAGGAUAAAGAGCACUGUGACAGGGAACAUGGGCAGCACGGCUUGGGGUGACUGGUCGGUCACAUUGCAUCCAAGUCAAGAAACAGAUGAACACUGCAGCACCUUUUCAUUCAGCACAAGACACCAGGUCGGAGGUACAAGAGGUACUGCCCACAAUUAGGGUGGGCCUUUCCACUUCCGUUGACCUAAUCAAGAAAAUCCCUCACAUCCACGUCCAGAGGUUUGUUUCCACGGUGAUUCUAGAUCCGGACACAUUGACAACAUUAACCAUCACAUAGGUAUCUUUCAUAGAUUCCACUAAAGAUGAACACAGGCAACCAAACUGAUGGAGAUGUGCUGCCUCCCUGCAAGGGAUCUCAAAGGAAUGAAGGCAAGACAGACGUUCACAGAAGCUGGGAUCACAUGGUCUGGACUCUCUCUUGGAAAAGGCUGCAGAACCCUGGAAGCCUAGCAUGUUUACUACAUAUAGCUGGACACAUAGACAGGGUUACAGUUCAAUACACAGUUGAAUUAAGAUGUCAGGGUUUAUAGUAUGAACAGAGAGACAGGCUUAGCUAAUCACUAGGAGCAGUUUCAGUAGGGGAGCAGUCUUCAGGCUGUAAAUAUCCAGGAAGACAAAGCUACACUGUCAGCAUUAGAAUUUGAGACAGGAGGGAUGGCUUUUCCACUCCCAUGGAUCUAAGGUAAUGGGCUCCUUGAUAUGGCUAUGUCCAUAUCAAACAAAAUACACAUUCACCAGGGCUUCACUCAUUCCAGAGAUAGAAAAAGAUAACAUUCAAGCUUGGCAAGAAGGUGGAGAGACAGGCACCACACUUCACAUGUCACACAGAACACAAACCAUGCCUCUCUGAAGAGCCACUGGGUACUUGGUAUGUAGCAUACGUCUGAAAAAUCUUUAGGCUCAUACACCCAGUAGUUCCAUUUCUAUUUAGCUCCAGCUGAAGUUCAGACCUGUGGAUAGAGGUACAUACAAAGGAGCUUAAUCUAACAUUUUUUCUGUGAGCAAAAAUGUUGAACUACCAUUCGGCAACAGGGAAAUGUUUAAAAAAUUACGAUAUAGUUUCAUGGGGACCAUUAAGCAAAACAAAAACAAACAAACAACUUCCAGGUAAACUAUCACAGCCAAAGCCUGUAGGGAACCAUUCUGGGGCUGCCGCUGAUGCGCAUGCGCGGGCGCGGGGUGGGACCUUGCCCGGCUCACCCUGAGCCACAGCCACGCCUACCUCAGUUCUCUAACACGUGAUCCAGUGAGCCAGACUCUGCCCAGUGAGCUGCCCAGCCCGGGGCCGAGCCCGGGGUAGUCGUGCAGCCUUCGUGACCUCAGAACCCGGCGGUUCCCGCGCCGGGCAAGCGUGACCUCGACCGCGGGGAACCGUAAGGGGAGGAGCCGCCCGGAGGCGGGACUGUCAGUCCGGGUGCGAGGGAAGCUGUUUACCUUGCGUGAGGAACAUGGUGAAGCUGAUUCACACACUGGCGGAUCACGGUGAUGACGUCAGCUGCUGCGCCUUCUCAUCCACGCUCCUGGCCACCUGCUCCUUGGACAAGACCAUCCGCCUGUACUCCCUAAGUGACUUUGCUGAACUGCCGCACUCCCCGUUGAAGUUUCACACGUAUGCCGUCCACUGCUGCAGCUUCUCGCCGUCAGGACACGUUUUGGCGUCGUGCUCGACAGACGGUACUACGGUACUGUGGAGCGCGCACAGCGGACACACCCUGACGGUGUUGGAGCAGCCGGGUGGAAGCCCCGUGCGCGUUUGCUGCUUUUCGCCGGACUCCACCUACCUGGCAUCAGGGGCUGCCGAUGGGUCUGUUGUUUUGUGGAACGCACAUUCAUACAAAUUAUAUAGGUGUGGUAGUGUCAAGGACAGCUCAUUGGUGGCCUGUGCGUUUUCUCCUGACGGAGGCCUCCUUGUCACUGGCUCCUCGGGAGGGGACUUGACAGUGUGGGAUGACAGAAUGAGGUGUCUGCACAGCGAGAAGGCACACGACCUCGGGAUCACCUGCUGCAGCUUUUCCUCACAGCCUCUCUCUGGCGGAGAGCACGGCCUUCAGCUUUACCGAUUGGCAUCGUGUGGUCAAGACUGUGAGAUCAAACUCUGGGUUGUUUCUUUUACCCGUGUCUUAGGCUUUGAGUUAAAAUAUAGAAGCACACUAAGUGGGCACUGUGCCCCUGUUCUGGCCUGUGCCUUUUCCCACGAUGGACAGAUGCUUGCAUCAGGCUUAUGGUUUUUCAAGACAGGGUUACUCUGUGUAGCCCUAGCUGUCCUGGAACUCAUCUGUAGACCAGGCUGGCCUUGAACUCAGAGCGAUCCACCUGCCUCUGCCCCGUGAGUGCUGGGAUCAAAAGUGUGCACCGCCACCACCCAGCCGUUUUGAUGUAUUUCAACAACAGAUUUUCUCUCCGUGUGCUUCUUCUAAGAUGGCCACAGGUGAAUUACACCCGUUUCUAGGGUAAACCAACCUUGCUUGCACCAGAUAGGCUAGGCCGUAUUUAAGCGGUCUGUUGCUGUAGAGAAAGUUACCUUUCAGUCUUGUCACUCGGGAUGUGAGUCGUGGUUUUUCCUUCUGGAUGGUCCUAAAACUUGUGGUGUGCGGUGUUCCAUAUACUCACAUUAGUGUACCUACAUGUGGGCUUAGUUUUACCUUACUGGGACUUUUUUUUUUUAAUCAAAUGAGGUGAGGUGAGGUGGGGGGCAGGGCAGCAUGCUCUCUGUAAGAGUGGGUUUUCUUCUUUUGCCACAUGGGUACCAGGGACUGACCUCAAGUCCUCCGGCUUGGCCCCAGGCACCUUAGCUUACUAAGCCCUCUGGCCAGACCAGAGUGCACUGGUUGGCUGGAAGUUGCUAUGCAGACCAGGCUGGUCCUGAUCACCUCUUGGUGAUCGUUCACCUGUACCUCCUGAGUGAGGAGACUGCAUGGUGCGAACCAGCAGCCAGCAGUGCUAAGAAUCCUUUCAGCUUCCUAACUCUGUGGAAUGAUAUUCCAGCAGUUUUUAGAAAUUCUCAUUUCUUCUGCUGUUGCUCUUGUCCCUUUCUCCCUCUAAGAGCCCAGCUGAGUGCGAACUGUACCUUUAAACCGUGUUAUGUCUUUUAGCCUCUUUUAUAUUUUUGUUUUUAAUCUCUCAAUUUUUUUUUUUUUAGGUAUAUGAGUGUUUUGUCUGUGUAGUGCAUGUGUGCCUGGUGCCCGUGGAAGCCAGAAGAGGGUGUCAGAUCCCCUGGGACUGGACUUAAAAAUGGUUGCGAGUCACCGUGUGGGGGCUGGGAAUCAAACAGGUCCUUUGCUAGCUCAGCCAAUGCCCUUAACCCUGAGCCAUCUGUCCAGCCCAUUUCUAUCUUUCUAUAUUUCAUUCUUGACUUCUCCCUUACUAAUGCUUUCUUCAACUACUGUGCUUCUUAAAAUUUUUAAUUAAUUAAUUAUUAAUUAUGUGUAUGUGAAUGUUUUGCCUGCAUGUGUGUGUUCCAAGUGCACUUGUCCAAUGCCCUGGAGCCGGAGUUAUGGGUGGCUGUGAUCUACCAUGUGGGCGCUAAGAAUAGAACUCAAGUCCAGUGGAGGAGCAGCCAGUGCUGUUAGCUGCUGAGCCAUCUCUCUAGCCCCUACUGUGCUACAUUUAAUAGCCUCCCGACCUAGAAUUUUGCUUAAACUUCAGUUCUGAAGUUUCUAGUCAGCUUUUUAUUUUAAAAGGCUCUUUUGACAAGUUUUAUGAUUUCCUAUUCUCAAUUGGAACAUUGCUUUCAAACCUUUAUUUUAUGAAGCUUUAUUUGAACAUAUAUGACUGGUUCAAUUACUUUAUAAUCUUUUUUCCUUCAUAAAAUUUUUAUUAUAGUUUGACAGCCUAGCCACUUUUCAAAUGAAAACAAAAAAUAUGAUUGCUUUGUUGUUUAGAUUAAAAAGAUUCUUAGACACUUGCGUAAGACAGGCUCUAUCCCCCUUUGACAUUAACUUUCAAGAUUUAUUUUAUUGUGUAUACUUACGGCUGACCAUAUUGGGUGCGUGCAAGUGCAGGGACCAAGAUGCCAGCAGUGGUAGCACACCCUGGUGAUGGCGAGGGCUCUGGGUGCUGAACUCAGGUCUCCUGCAACAGCUCUGUACUGUCCCUGGCCCCGAGUUGACAUGACCUCUGCUGUCUUUUGGCGAUGCUAGGAAACAAACUCAGCACCUUGCCUGUGCCAGGAGAGUGCUCUAUGCUGAGCUAACCCCAUGACUGACUUACUGUUCCUUUGGAGAGUGGGAGGAGCUUUGCUUUACUGCCUAAACAUUCUUGAAAUUCAGUGUGCGCCAUGGCUGGAAAAGCCUUCUGGGGGAAUUCACCCGUUUGCCUUUGUUUGUCAUAUUUAUUGUUCUGGAGUGAAAUGGCACAUGAUUCUCUAUAUUCUAGACUUAAUAUUGCCUGCUCUGCACCUUUACAGAGUCCGUAACAGUGAAAUUAGAUUACCGCAUUUGUCUCCUUUCCGUGUGGUCAAAUUCAAAUAUUUGCAUGUACACACACAGACACAGACGUGUACACAUAAUAAGCACAUAAGUAAAUAAAUAAUGAUAAAUCUUUUAGGAAACUCGGUGUCUUUAAAUAAGAGCAAACAGAGCAGUGGGACAGGAGGGAACAGCAGAGCCAAGCCCCAGAAGGAUCGUACGCCUCCUACGUUCUCACAGACAGCCCACAAGUGCUCUGGCCUAAGACUGGAGGGAUACAUGGAUUUAUACUGUGACAGCACUUCUGGGAGACAGAUAUAGGAACAGGGGCCAAGUUUUGGUUGUCAUGCCUUGCAUGGAUCCUACCACCCCAUCUUAACUUGUGGGUUGCAAGCCCUUUGGGAGUUAAACGACCCUUUCUCAGGGGUGACAUAUUGGAUAUUCUGCAUAUCAGAUACAUCACAACUCAGACCAGUAGCAAAUUACAGCUAUCAGCUAUGAAGUAGCAGUGAAGAUCGUUUCAUGGUUGGGGUCACCACACCAUGAGGAACUGUCUUAAAGCCUCUCAGCAUUAGGAAGGUUAAGAACCACGGGCUAGAACCUUGAGCUUCCGAAGCCCUAGAAAAGCGGUGAGUGUGGCUGAAGUGGAGGGCUGGCUCUCUUACCAGCCAAGGGGGAUGGAAGUCAGUAAGAUUCACUUUGAUUUAAUAGCAUAAAAAUGAUACAGUAUUUCUGGCUUAUGAGUUUAUGAACUGAAAAAUAUAAUAGCUGAAAGAAUUCAACAAUGAAGUACCCUUUUGAAAAUAUAGUACAAAUGUAAUUCUGGAUAAAUAACAGUGUUUACUUGUGUUGUGAGCUACACAGAUGUACAGUUCAAGCUAUAUACAGUGUAUCAGAUAAACACAUAUCCUAGUAGAAUAGAAAUAGUGCCGUAUGUUAUAAAAAUUUUGUAGGUAAAAGUUCUUACUUUGGUUUGCUUUUGUCACUAUGACCAAAUUUUUUCCUUUUAAAUUAUAUAUAAUUUUAAUAUGUAUUCUAUAUUGUGUGGGUUAGUUCACAAUGCCACUCGGUUUUCUUUCUUUUGGUGAUGCUGGGACCUGAACUUGGGCUCAUGCACAUUAAGCCCACUCACCACCACUGAGCUCUCUGUGUUCCUAGCUCUGCCACUGGAUCUUCUAAAUCUAAAGACUUCUAAAUCUUCUAAAGACUCCCAGGCUGUGACAGUCUUACACACAUGCAAGGCUUGUCACAGUAACUCAGACCAAAGCCAAGAUACCCAUGCUCCUAACUUCUGCUUAAAACAUCUGGCCCAUGGCUGUUGGAUCUUUUCCCCAGGUCUUCCUGUUCUUGCCAAUCAACCAACCAGCCAACCAGUCAUAUUUGCCACUAUUUCAGAUGUUCAUUUCAAAAGAUGAAUAGUGUUCGUCAAAAAACCAUAAAGCUGUGCGCCAUGGCACUGUGGUAAUAACUCCAUUACCGAGGAAGCUGCAACAGGGGGAUUGUGAGUUUAAAGCCUAGGGUGAGCCUUGCAGACAGAAAAAGCCAAUUCUUUGUUGACCCGGGAUUCAUAAAAGAGAGCUCGAGUCGAGUUUCUUCUCCUGUCUGAGGGACAGCCUAGUGGACAGAGAGGUUACGAGAGGUUGAACACACACGUGUGGCUGUCUCAGGCUCUGAGCAAGGAACAUGCUCUGCAGGACAUGGGGACUUGUGAGUGCCAGCCCUCAUAGUUGACGUUCAUGAUGGUCGCACUGGGGCCUGGUGGCUCCCUUCCUUCCAAACCACAGGCUCAGCGCUGCGGCUGCUGGAUGUCGUUUCCAGUUCCUCUCAUAGCUCAGCAGUUCUCUCUCACUGGUGUAUUGUGUCACUCUUCGGUGGCUGGCAUUUUAUAACAAAGUUACAAUGUUGAGUGCUCUAGGUGUAUGCCGUUGCUCUAGGGCAGUGGUUCUCAGCCUUCCCGAUGCUGCAACCCUUUACUACACUUCCUCAUGGUGUGGUAGCAAAAAUUGUUUUUGUUGCUACUUCCUAACUGUAACUUUGCUACCAUUACAAAUUGUAAUGUAAAUAUCUGAUAUAUGACCCCCCCCCCCAAAAGGGGUCAUGACACGAGUCGAGAACCACUGUUCUUUGUCCCACUCGACUCUUUUUUCUGGAUGUUUUUAGUUCAUUUGGAUAUGCAGAAAAGUGAGCGAUUUGAAAUUAUAAGUCGGCGAAAUAUAAGUAUUUAAGUUCUUAAAGUGGCUACUGGGAGAGAGGGGCAGAUGAGUGGUUAAUAGGAGAGCAAGGUUUCAUAUAUACUCAGUCACUGGGAGACAGACUGCAGGCCUGAGAAGGGAGAGCCAAUGCCCAAAGCAAGAGGAAGCAUGCGCACUUCUGUGUGUGCACGCAAAAAGGCUCAAAGGCAAAUGAGUGCCAAGAGUGGGACCUAGAUUGGCAGCUCUAAGCAGAGAUGGGGAUAAUGUGGAAAGUGGUAGAAUUUAAAUAUGCAGAUAGGCGGAUAUAAAGGUGGAAACUUUAUUUUCUAGAAGCUCUUCUGGAUUAACAUGUAUUAUGUAAGUCUGCUUGACCUCACUGCAUUAGAAUACUGGAGGCCGGGUAACUUACAGAGAAAAGGAGUGUGGGGUUAGAUGGCUUAGUGACUCAGAGCUCCUGCUGAUCUUCCAGAGGACCUGAGUUCAUUCUGCACCUUGUCAGCAGCCUUAACUCCAGCCUCAGGAGAUCUGACACCCACUCUUGGUCUCUACAGGCACCCGUAUGUGUGUGGUAUACACACAACAUAUGUAUAUAUAAAUAUACAUAAAUAAAUUUUGCCUGGAACUCAUUGUCUAUCCUUGAAUUCACAGAGACCCACCUGCCUCUGCCUCCCAAGUGCUGAGAUUAAAGGUGUGUACCACCACACACAGCCAAGAGAUGGUGCUGAGAUAGUCAGCCAAAGCAGGACUCUCGGGGGUCAGGUGCAAGCUUUAUUACAGCCUGCUUGCAGAACUGACUUGGAGUUCCAAAAGAACCACCCUAGUCUCUUGAGAGGAGGGCAACCAGGAACCUAAUGGUCCUCCACCAAGGCCUUCCUCUUCAGAAGCCUACUUCCUCUUCCGUCUUCAUGCUGAGAAUCAGACUAACACAUUUGUGAUAACCACAAACAGAAUCAGUGCAGUUAGCCUGGGGAAAAAAGGCUCAAGGAAUGAGAGACUUCAUGGUCUCAGGCCAAAGUAAUCCCAGUUGAGCCGUAGAAGCUGCCUUCCUUUUCCCUUUUGUGUUCUAAAGAACAUAACCCAGGCUUCAUUUAUGGUAGGUAAGCGCUCUUCCCCUGGCCUGUGACCCCAGCUCUCCUCCAGCUUCAGAAGCAGUUCCAACAUGUAAGACCCGUCACAGUAUUGAAGGCAUAGCAAAGAGUCAAGUCACAAUGUGAGUCAGCGAUUCUCUUGAGGACCUCCUAGGAGCUUGUGGGCAUUCUCUCUAUCCCUCCUUCAGUACAGCUUGAGAAUUUCCACUCUGAAAGGCAAAAUUCUCAGUCUUCAGCCUUCUGAGUGCCAGCAAGAUUCCCAGGGCUGUGCAGCUUGGAGCACUUCUGCUUUCGGGCUCUCAGUUUAGGGAUGUGAAGUCCCUCGAUACAAAAUAGCAGGAAGUGUAUACAAUUCCAAACAGAAACACUUCUGCCCGAAACAUUUCAGACAAAGGAUACGCAGCAGCACGUAUUAGGAAUUAAAAACAGACAACUCUGUAGUGUUUCUAAUUUGCUUAAACACAAAUGGUGACCAUGGUGAUCCUGUGUGUCUCUGGGUUUUCCGUCUGUAGAUUCAGUCAAACACAGAUGGACGUUACCGGGGGAAAAAUCCAACCUGUGCUGAUAUGUACAGACAUUAUACUUGCUAUUCCCUCAACAAUACAGUAUAGCUAUUAUAACAUUUGCACUUCGUUAGGAUAAGAGCAAUACAGGGAAGAGUUACAGUAUAUGCAGGGCAUGGGUAGGGUGUGUGCAAAUACAUUACCAUUUUAUAUAAGGGACUUGAACACAUGUGGAUUUUGUUAUCUGUAGGACCCAGAAGUGGCUUGGAAUCCCUCUCCUCCGCCCAGGUGAUUGUCAUAAACACAUCACAUACUUGCACGGUUUCCAAGGAGAUUUUAAAGCAAACGGUAGUGAGAGUGGCAUUGUUUAAAUCUGUGGUGACCUUCCCAGUGCCUGGCUUGGCAGACACUUGGGUGUCCAUGCCUGUCUCACACAGUUGAUUUGCCUUCAGGCCCAUGAUGCCAGCACCUGCCAUCUAGAAAAGUCUGGAGAAGCUUGCUUCCCCUUCGUGCUCUCUGGUCCCUCCGGAAGCAGCUUUCCCCUGACCCUCUGCAGAACUUGUGUUCUGUUCACCCUGUGCUCUGGAGCCAGCAAGUGCAAGGAGCAUUGUAUGUAAACAGCAAAAUCUGUCCUUGCAGUUCACCUAGAGGCUCCUGCUCUCCAUGAUCUUAGGGGUUAGGUCACCACAGAAGCCAGCAUUAAAAGGCCUCGCAAAUCUGUAAAGAGGUUUGAGUUACAAAAAUAAAAAAGGAUACUUUGUUUUCUCCUUGUGUUGAAAAGUGAGAAAAACAACAGGAACAACAACAAAGCAGAUUCCAUGCCUUUGGCUUUUGGGCAGCAUGAGUCCCACACUUAUUAAUUAAUAUUAAUUAGAUCAUAAAUUAUAGUUAUUAAGAUCAUAAAUCAUAAUCAGAUCAGAAAAUAGGAAGUGCAGUGGGAGCUGAGCCACAUGGCCCAUUGCCUUUCCCCAAACUCCAGUUGGUCUUAUUUCUGGCUGCAAGAAGGAAAGAACCGGGAGGCCAAACACCUUAUUCCCCAAAACACGAGUUCCUUCCCCCCACCGAGGCACCUGUUUCUCUUAUUCUGCAAGUGAAUGCUGGGGUCCUAUGUUCUGUGAAUCAGCUAACAGUUCCCUUAUACCGGCAGUGGCUUAACAGGACAGUCCCUAAAACUCAGUCCCUGUCCCACUCGCUGCCCCGGUCCAGUACUCACAGAAGUCACUGACAGUAGUCCCGCUUCCUAAGGGACACCGCAUCUGAGGCAGCAUCACCAAGUGGGAUUCCCUUUUAGUCGCUGACACCCAAGCCAGUGUAUACAUUUGAGACACCGAGUCAUGCGGACGAGCGUGGAGGGUUGUUUUUGACGUAAACUUACCAUGAAUGGGCUCUGGUGAGAAUGGCUACCAUUCCUUUAGACACUCAAGUGGAUUUGAGCGUGUGUGCAUGUGUGUGUGUAUGCGCAAGCAAGUGUGCAUAUUUUGACCCUAAGAAUUGGUCUUUCGUGACGUCUUUAACAUCUAAUAUGAUGCAGCUGUUCUUUUUCUUGGAUUAUCGAUUACCAACACUGAUGUUGCUCUACCAUGUUACAGUCUGUCUUUUAUUUAUUUUUUAAUUUUUAAUUUUUAUUUACUUUUUGGCUUUUCGAGCCACGGUUUCUCUGUGGAGCCUUGGCUGGCUUACUGUGAACUUACACUGCAGACCAGGCUGGCCCUGAACUCUCAAGAGAUUCACCUGCCUCAGCCUCUUGAAUGCUGGGAUUAAAGGUGUGCGCCAACCCAGCCUGACAUGUUUUGAUGUCACCCCUUAGUGUUUAUUUAAAAGAUAAUAAAAUAUGGACUUUUCCAUAGGAAUUUUAGAUAUCCCAGAAAUGAUAACUUAUAAUUUACAGAAUUUAGGACUAAGUGAGAAUGUCUGUAAAUUAUGUCUGGCAUAACAAUAUUUGGUAACUUUCCUACUGUUUUAGAGUUCUUGUAUGUGGAAUGUAUUAUAUGCUUCCUGUCUUAGAGUUGAAGUUUUCAAGUAUAAUUCUUACUUUGAAUUUAUGAGGAAGGUUCUGGGUCUAGUAUGCAUUGCUAGUGUUCGGUCACGUACUGAACAAGGAGUUAAGGUAACAGGUGUGUCGCCAUUACUGUAGCCCGCUCCAUUUUCAUAAUGAUGGAUACAGACAGUUACAGAGUCCAUGUCAGCACUCACCUUGCUGACCUUGCCCUGUGCGUGGUGGUGGCAGAAAGACUCUAAGGGUGGAAGAUUUAGAAAUGACAUUUUUUUUUUAUAGAAUAGUGUUUAUUUAGGGCAUGGGGAAGGAAGUUGAGGGAGUAGAGACAGGGAAAGGCAGAGAGGUGGGGCGAAAUGACAUAUCUUAAUCGUGUAAACCAAGUGCAUUGGUAUAGUGUCAUGGUUUUUUCUGUAUUGCAGUUCUUUUUCCUACAAGAAGAGUCCCUCCCCGAUAUGGCCUGUCCAUUCCAAAUGCCUAGUGUCAGCCUUCCCCAUUUUCCAGGAAGCAGCACUUGGUUUUUACAGAGCUUGUCACUGUUGCUCUCUCUCUCUCUCUUG
This is a messenger RNA of Rattus norvegicus (Norway rat), 11429 nucleotides long. NCBI's taxonomy places the organism in Eukaryota, Metazoa, Chordata, Mammalia, Rodentia, Muridae. The record is from RefSeq and is a predicted model, not a curated record.